This is a messenger RNA of Perognathus longimembris pacificus (Pacific pocket mouse), 5772 nucleotides long. It is a transcript of the gene Itga3, whose product is annotated as integrin subunit alpha 3. The record is from RefSeq and is a predicted model, not a curated record. Bases 1463 to 4453 code for a protein of 996 amino acids. Gene Ontology annotation, biological process: cell adhesion mediated by integrin; cell-cell adhesion; cell-matrix adhesion. Lineage: Eukaryota; Metazoa; Chordata; Mammalia; Rodentia; Heteromyidae. Gene Ontology annotation, cellular component: external side of plasma membrane; integrin complex. Gene Ontology annotation, molecular function: integrin binding. The transcript is spliced from 27 exons.
UUGGAAGCUUAAACUACACCAGAUGCUGACUGAUACAUCAGGAGGACCUUUUUGCAUCCUUUUCAUUUGAUUGGCUUCUCUCUAGCCUUUUCAUUUCACAGUGGGAAACUGAGGAGCCAGAACUUGUCUAAGCUGCCUGGAACUACAUUUCCCACACCAGGGCAAACAAGCACUCCAUGAACUGAAGCCAACUUAAUGGAAUACAUCAUCAUUGAUCCAGCUGGGAAAACUUGACCCCAGACCAGGCCAUGUCUUUCUUCUCUUCUAAGACUCCCCACCCUGUCUUGUCUUUCCCUCUUGUCUCUGUCCUCCUCCACUUCCUCCUCUUGGAAAUCUCUCUGACCCUCUAGGAGAACACAUAGCUUGUGUGUUGUGGUCACCUGCAGAGAAUGAGGAACCCCCAUAACAAGGUUUUGUUUGGAUAUUAAGAUGGAUGAUGACAUGCAUACACCACAGGGAAAUGAAAGGUUUAAUAUUUAUUUACAUCAUUGUAGUCUCUGAAGACAACAGGUCCCAAAUGACUCUAGAGAGCCAGGAAGUAGGUUAAUCUGAGUUUCUUUUGCGGUUGUGGGUGAGUGGUCAUGGCAGGAAGGGACUCAUGAAUCUCCCUCCAACCCUCGAUGCCAAAGAUCACAGCACCAGGUUUUGGUUUUUUUAAAUCAGCUUGUCCAGGUGUGGGGAAUUAGGGGAAGAGAGAGGACAAGAGUUGAGCCUCUCCUCUCACUGUUAUUGACUACUGGCAUGCCCUUGUUUGUUAGUCUGGGUUUCUAGGUAGGUCCAUUGUCUACUGGGAAGUGAUGACAGUGAUAUGGUCCUCAAGAUGAGAUGAGGCUUUGGAUGAUAAUAUGGCUUUUAGCAACGGGUUUCAGCGGGGAGCAGGAACUUGCGAUUUCUAUUUUUUACAGUCUUCACAUCUUCCAUCCUUGGGCCCUCUCCCCCAGAUCUGUCCGACACUGCCCACAUUCCUUAGCUGGGCCCUCCCACUUAGCAGUGGCUCAGCUCUGGCUCCUACAUUCCCUGUGGACACUCCCCUGAACUGGAAAAGUCAUCCCUCAUCCCUUUCCUCUCUUGUCUCCAAUCGGACAUGCUGGUAAUUCCUGUUUGGGAUGGCCAAAAAGAUAAGGCCUGGCAUGGCGCCCAUAUGUCAUCACAGGACUCAAAGCUAUUUUGGGUAGGAACCCGUCUCCUGACCAAAUGUCUAUUCUGGACCCCUGCCCUCUUGGCUCUGGCUGUCUCCCCUUCUCCAGGAACAACAUGGAGGACCCUGGAGCCACCGAGAGAGCAACGGAUUGUUCAACUUCUGCCCAGCCUCCUGUUCCAUGACCCCAGAAGUCUCCUGGCCACAUACAUUGGUGUCUCUGGACCACCAGGCAGACCAUGAGAGGCUGAAUAACUUCGGGAGUCACAGCUCAGGAACCAGUGCUGUUUUAAGGGCAGCCGGGGACAAGCAUCCUCUCCCCAAAUGCUACAGAGAGAACUGUUAUCGCAGCUGCUUUUGUUUAGACUUCUGGCUGGUGCCCCUCAGGACCUUGCUGUGCCCGAUGGCUAUACAAACCGGACCGGUGCUGUGUACCUGUGCCCCCUCACUGCCCUCAAAGAUGACUGUGAACGGAUGGACAUCAAAGAGAAAAGUGAUCCGGACCAUCACAUUAUCGAGGACAUGUGGCUUGGGGUGACCGUGGCUAGCCAAGGUCCUGCGGGUCGAGUCUUGGUCUGUGCCCACCGCUAUACGAAGGUGCUGUGGUCGGGAGUAGAGGACCAGCGGCGCAUGGUGGGCAAGUGCUACGUGCGGGGUAAUGACCUAGAGCUGGACUCCAGUGACGAGUGGCAGACAUACCACAAUGAGAUGUGCAACAGCAACACGGACUACCUGGAGACCGGCAUGUGCCAGCUGGGCACCAGCGGCGGCUUCACCCGGAACACUGUGUACUUUGGUGCUCCUGGGGCCUACAACUGGAAAGGAAGUAGCUACAUGAUUCAGAGGAAGGACUGGGAUUUAGUUGAAUAUAGCUACAAGGACCCAGAGGACCAAGGAAAUCUCUACAUCGGUUACACAAUGCAGGUAGGCAGUGCUGUCCUGCACCCCACGGACAUCACUAUUGUGACAGGCGCCCCACGGCACCGACAUAUGGGUGCCGUCUUCUUGCUGAGCCAGGAGGCAGGCGGAGACCUGCGGAGGAGGCAGGUGCUGGAGGGCACACAGGUGGGCGCUUAUUUUGGUAGCGCCAUUGCCCUGGCAGACCUGAACAAUGAUGGGUGGCAGGACCUCCUGGUGGGUGCUCCGUACUACUUUGAGCGGAAGGAAGAGGUAGGAGGUGCUGUCUAUGUCUUCAUGAACCAGGCAGGAACCUCCUUCCCCACCCACCCGUCCCUCCUUCUUCAUGGCCCCAGUCGCUCCACCUUCGGCUUCUCUGUGGCCAGCAUUGGUGACAUCAACCAGGAUGGAUUCCAGGACAUUGCUGUGGGAGCCCCAUUCGAGGGCCUGGGCAAAGUAUACAUCUACCAUAGCAGCUCUGGGGGGCUCCUCAAACAGCCCCAGCAGGUAAUCCAUGGAGAAAAAUUGGGACUCUCUGGCUUGUCCACCUUCGGCUACUCUCUGAGUGGACACAUGGACGUGGAUGAGAACUUUUACCCAGAUCUGUUAGUAGGAAGUCUGUCAGACCACAUCGUGCUGCUGCGGGCUCGACCUGUCAUCAACAUCGUCCACAAGACCUUGGUGGCCAGGCCAGCUGUGCUGGACCCCACACUCUGCACACCCACCUCCUGUGUGCAGGUUGAACUGUGCUUUGCCUACAACCAGAGUGCUGGGAACCCCAACUACAGGCGAAACAUCACCCUAGCCUACACCCUGGAGGCUGACCGUGACCGCCGCCCACCACGGCUCCGCUUUGCUCAAAGCCAGUCCGCCAUCUUCCAUGGCUUCUUCUCAAUGCCAGAGAUGCAUUGCCAGACGUUGGAGUUGCUUCUGAUGGACAACAUCCGAGACAAACUCCGGCCCAUUGUUAUUUCUCUGAACUACUCUUUACCUCUGCGGAUGCCAGAGCGCCCACGGCUGGGGCUGCGGUCGCUGGAUGCUUACCCAGUCCUCAACCAGGCCCAGGCUCUGGAGAACCACACUGAGGUCCAGUUCCAGAAGGAGUGUGGGCCAGACAACAAGUGUGACAGCAAUCUGCAGAUGCGGGCUGCCUUCGUGUCAGAGCAGCUGCAGCGGCUGAGCAGGCUCCAGUACAGCAGGGACAUCCGGAAACUGCUCUUGAGCAUCAAUGUCACCAAUAUUCCCAGCCCACAGCGGGCUGGGGAGGAUGCCCACGAGGCGCUGCUCACCCUGGAAGUGCCUCCUGCCCUGCUCCUGUCCUCAGUGCGCCCAUCUGGAACAUGCCAAGCUAAUGAGACCAUCCUGUGUGAGCUGGGGAACCCCUUCAAAAGGAACCAGAGGAUGGAACUGCUCAUUGCCUUUGAGGUCAUCGGGGUGACCUUGAACACCAGGGACCUUCAGGUGCAGCUGCAGCUGUCCACGUCAAGUCACCAAGACAACCUUCGGCCCAUGACUCUGACUCUGUUGGUGGACUACACACUCCAGGCAUCACUGAGCAUGGUGAAUCACCGGCUACAGAGCUUUUUUGGUGGGUCUGUAAUGGGCGAGUCUGGCAUGAAGACUGUAGAGGAUGUGGGAAGCCCCCUCAAAUAUGAGUUCCAGAUAAGCCCAGUGGGGGAGGGGCUGGCAUCCCUGGGCACACUGGUUCUAGCUCUGGAGUGGCCCUAUGAAGUCGCCAAUGGCAAGUGGCUACUGUACCCAACGGAGAUCACCAUCCACGGCAAUGGAUCCUGGCCCUGCCUCCCGCCUGGAAACCUUGUCAACCCUCUCAACCUCACGCUGUUUGAUCCUGGGGACAGACCACCAUCUCCACAACGCAAGCGGCGACAGCUGGAUCCAGGGAGUGGACAGGGCCCCCCACCUGUUACUCUGGCUGCUGCCAAAAAAGCCAAAUCUGAGACUGUGCUGACCUGUGCCAGUGGCCGUGCCCAUUGUGUGUGGCUGGAGUGUCUCAUUCCUGAUUCCCCCACGGUCACCAAUGUGACUGUGAAGGCCCGGGUGUGGAACAGUACCUUCAUCGAGGAUUAUAGAGAUUUUGAUCGAGUCAGGGUAGAUGGCUGGGCUACUCUGUUCCUGCGAACCCAUGUCCCCACCAUCAACAUGGAGAACAAGACCACGUGGUUCUCCGUGGACAUCGACUCUGACCUGGUGGAGGAACUGCCAGCUGAGAUCGAGCUGUGGCUUGUUCUUGUAUCUGUGGGUGCGGGGCUGCUGCUGCUGGGCCUGAUCAUCCUUUUGCUGUGGAAGUGCGGUUUCUUCAAGCGAGCCCGCACUCGUGCCCUGUAUGAAGCCAAGAGGCAGAAGGCGGAGAUGAAGAGCCAGCCUUCAGAGACGGAGAGGCUGACCGACGACUACUGAGGGGGACAGCCCCCAUCCCGGCCCACCUGGUGUGACUUCUUUAAGCGGACUCGUUACUACCGGAUCAUGCCCAAGUACCAUGCCGUGCGCAUCCGGGAGGAAGAGCGCUACCCGCCUCCAGAGAGCACCCUGCCCAUCAAGAAGCACUGGGUGACCAGCUGGCAGACUUGGGACCGAUACUACUGAUGUUUUCCCCAGUCCUCCCUGACCCCCACCCCCUGCCCUGAUGUGCCCUUUCUUCCUAUUUAUCAUAACUUAUGCCUCCAUUGGCCCACGAGGGCCACUGCCUUUGGCCGGCCCCAGCAGGCUCAGGCACACGCGCCCCCUCCCCCCUUCAGGCACAGGCCUGUGCUGUCUGGCUGCGGGCAUCUCCCUCAGGGCCUCACCAUGCUGAGCACGCUGUAGCCUGGCACCCUGGACACACAUGGGGCCCACUGCUCAUGGCCUGUGUUUAUGUAUCGUGUCCCAGCCUCUGCCUGUGCCAAAACCAAGCCAAAGGACCUCUGCCAGAGCUGGAAGGAAGAAAAGGUCCCCAAUGUGAUACACCUUCCCUUCCACACUGGAUCCAACUUGAGCCAUAGUCACUGGACUGACUUCGCUGUCCAGAGGAAAACUACUGACCGGUAGCCGCCGACCUGGCCCAGCUGUAGCUCCCAGGCACUCACCACAGAGUUGGUCCCACCGAGGACUCUCCCAGGGGGGAAGCACACUCACCGGCACUGAGCUCAGACCCAAGAGCCACGAACUAGAAAGCAGGUCCAUAGAGUGUUUUCUUUCCUGGAUUUCUGAAGCUUCUCUCCUUGGCCCCAACUGGACUGGCAGGGAACACAGCCCAGAGGAACAAAGAGAAACAGUGGGCAGCCUGGGCACACUGGGCUAGGAUGCCUCAGGAGACCAGAGGGCAGUUGUGGCUAAGCAGAUGUUGGCAAGAUGCAGAAGGCAUCAAUUCAGGCCACCACCACCACUGCCCCAGCCUCAUCCGGGCCUGGAGAGAUCCACUGGGAACUAAACUUGAAUGUAGGACCUGGAGGGAGCCCCUCCCCUGUCCCAGGAAGCCACACCCACUCUCCCCACUGACUAUGGGUUGGAGCCUGGAGUCUCCUUGGCUGUUCUUGGCUCUUGCCCCUUCUGUAUCCCAGGGCCCAUUAUAGCAGUUGAGGUUGGUUCCCAAGACCUCUCCUGACCCCUGCUCACUGGUAGGCCCACUCCCCAACCUCACCCUUCCAUGGUACUGUAGCAGGGGGGCUACCCUACCCCCCCUUGUGCCUUCUUUGUAUAUGGGCUUCACACGGCUACCAAUAAAUAGCUCCCAGUUUGUA